UUUCCUGGAAAUUAUUAUUAUUGUGGACAUAAAAAACAAGGAGUUUAUUAUACUGAGUUAAUCAUAUUCCCAAUUUAAUUACAUUUAGGGUCGUGAUUAAAUUAAUGUGAUGACCUAUACUGAUAUUGAUAUCUCCUUUAUUCAAUACUCCAUGGAUCUUUAGUAAUACCUCACAACUUGCAUAUCCAUUUUGACUUCUUCUUCUUCCAUCUAUCUCUCCCCCAUCAGUCUUAUCAUAUAUUUCUCUAUUUACUUUUUACUACUGUUCUCCCAGUUAUUUGUACCUUGAGGAGGGGGCUACCAUGAGAAGUGCAAAGUUUCCUUUAUUAAAGACUCAUCUGACUCUCUCAAGUCUCCACCAUCCUUUCUCCCAAUCAAAACCCUCCUCCUCCUCCUCUCUCUCUAUCUCCCUCCCAUUAGAUCAAUGAUCUUUGUCUUUCUUUCUUUCUUUUCUCAGUUCCUAACCUAAUCUAAUCAUCCCCUAUUAUCUUAUCUAACAACAAAGAGCCAGAGAUCAUUCCCUGGAGUGGAGCAAAACAAAGCCCUUUAUCACCCCAAAUAUCAUCAUCCCCAAAGGCCAAUUCCCAAGCCAUCUAUCUUGAAAGAAAAGCAUCCCAUCCCACCACCCUCUUUUCCCCACACCCCAUCUCCCCUCUUUAAAAAAAAACCCUAACGCCCAUUCUUCCUCCAACCCAACAACCCCUCCAUUCCAAAGCCAAAAGCCCACAAAGGGGCUCCUUUCUUUUCACAUAAUUAUAUUCCCUUCUACCCUCUUCCUCCUCUCCUCCUCAACCCAAAACUCCCUCAUCACAUUUCAUGUGGGUCUCUCUUCUUCUCCCCUUUCCUUAGUUUUUAAUAUUCACCACUUCUUAACCCACCCAAAAAAAAAAAAAAAGUCAUAUGGAUACCUUGUUCAGAUUAGUCAGUCUCCAACAAUACCACCACCAUCAUCAGGAGGAGGAGGAGGAGCAUCAGCUGCAGGAAUUCCAGCAAUCGGAUCACUCUUUCAACUCAGCCAGCUUAACCACUUCCACCAGCUCCCACUCCCACUCCAAUUCCGCCCCACCACCACAACAACAAUACCACCACCACCCUAAUUCCUUCUACCAAACCCACCAAUCCGACGUCGCACAAGAAUGCUUCAACAUCUUCAUGGAUGAAGACGACUUCUCCUCCUCCUCCUCCAAACACACCCCCAACCCCAACCCCACAAAUUACUAUCCUACCCCUACCCCGGACUUCUACCCUCCGCCGCCGCCGCCGCCGGCCCAGCACCUCGCACCCCAGCAGGAGUUCGACUUCACCAAGCCAUGGGCCUCCGACGUCCUCCUCGAAGCCGCCCGGGCCGCGGCCCAACACGACACCACCCGCCUCCAGCACCUGAUGUGGAUCCUCAACGAGCUGGCCUCCCCUUACGGCGACGCCGACCAGAAGCUGGCCUCCUACUUCCUCCAGGCCUUAUUCGCCCGCAUGACCGAGUCCGGCCCAAGAUCACUCCGCAGCCUCUCCGCCGCCUCCGACCGCUCCUGCUCCUUCGACUCCACCCGCAAGCUCCUCCUCCGCUUCCAGGACGCCAGCCCCUGGACCACCUUCGGACACGUGGCGGCCAACGGCGCAAUCCUCGAGGCACUCGACGGCAACCCCAGGAUCCACAUCGUUGACUUGAGCAGCACGUUUUGCACCCAGUGGCCCACGCUGCUGGAGUCCCUCGCCACCCGCUCCGACGACGCACCCCACCUUCGCCUCACCACCGUCCUCGGCGGAGCUUCCUCCUCCUCCUCCUCCUCCCGGGUCAUGAAGGAGAUCGGCGGCCGGAUGGAGAAGUUCGCCAGGCUGAUGGGGGUGCCGUUCAAGUUCAACGUCGUCCACCACUCCGGCGACAUGUCGGCCCUCGAUUUUGAUGGUUUAGGGGUGGAGGACGGCGAGGCGCUGGCGAUCAACUGCGUCGGGUCCUUGCACUCCGUGUCGCCGGCGGCCAGCCGGCGGGAGUACGUGGUGUCGAGGUUUCGGCAGCUGCGGCCGAGGGUCGUGACGGUGGUGGAGGAGGAGGCGGAUCUCGACGCCGGGGAUUUCGUCCGGGGGUUCGAGGAGUGCCUGCGGUGGUUUAGGGUUUACUUCGAGUGUUUGGAGGAGAGCUUUCCCAAGACGAGCAACGAGCGGCUGAUGCUGGAGAGAGGGGCCGGGAGGGCGAUUCUGGACCUGGUGGCGUGUCCGGCGGCGGAGUCGACGGAGCGGAGGGAGACGGCGGAGAGGUGGUCGGGGAGGUUGAGAGGGAGUGGGUUUUGUCCGGUUGGGUUCAGCGAGGAGGUGAGCGACGACGUGAAGGCGUUGCUGAGGAGGUACAAGGAAGGUUGGUCGAUGCGGCAGAACGGCGGCGGCGGGGAGGGCGCCGGGAUGUUCUUGUGCUGGAAGGAGCAGCCGGUGGUUUGGGCGAGUGCAUGGAGACCGAUUGAUGAUUGAUUUGAUUUUCCGGUGGUUGCUAAAUUGGCGCGUGCGGCGUGUUUUUGCUCGCGCGUGGGAGAUUUAUUAGUCGUCAAUAUUGGAUAGGUGUUUUGGUUUGAUUUAAUUUGUUGAAACUGGAGUUAAACUUGAUCCUCGAUUAAAUGUUUUGGGUUUAAAUUAACUAUUGGGAAGAAAUCAAAAGAUAUAUAUUAUUCGCUACUGGCAAUAUAUUGUGUUAUCAUUU
Molecule: messenger RNA, 2686 nt
Organism: Linum trigynum
Lineage: Eukaryota; Viridiplantae; Streptophyta; Magnoliopsida; Malpighiales; Linaceae
Source: the annotation of a GenBank genome assembly